AUGGUCGUGGACACGGCAUACUACGACACGCUCGGCGUCCAGCCGACGGCGACGGAGCUCGAGAUCAAGAAGGCCUAUCGCAAACUCGCCAUCAUCCACCACCCAGACAAGAACCCCAACGAUCCGACGGCACACGAAAAAUUUCAGGCCAUCGGCGAGGCCUACCAGGUGCUCUCCGACGCGGACCUGCGCAAGGCGUACGACAAGUUUGGCAAGGACCAUGCCAAACCGCAAGAGGGCUUUGCCGAUCCGGCCGAGUUCUUCACCUCCAUAUUCGGCGGCGAGGCCUUUGUCGACUGGAUCGGCGAGAUCAGCCUGAUGAAGGACCUCACCGCCACCAUGGACAUCACCAUGCAGGAGAUGGAGGCCGAGGCCGAGGCCGAGGCGCAAGCGGAGGCACAAAAGGGCGCAGAGGACGACAAAGAGUUUCCGGGGACCGAGGCGGCCAAGAAGGAGAGCUUGAACGAGCAGCAAGCGGCCGAGAGCAAGGAGGGUGCGGCCGCUGCCCCUUCGGCGCCGCUGCCAAAGGUCGUCGUCGAGGAAGACAAGGGCGCCGCCCACGCGACGGCGUCGGCGUCGGCCGGUGUCGUGCCGCCCGCUCGAUCGGACGCAACCUCGCCCGCUCCUUCGGCGAGCUCCCGAAGCAGGGUCCAGAUCCCUCUCCGGCCCGCCCUGAUGGACAAGGAGCAUGACGAAACGACCGAGGGCGAGCUCUCCGAGGAGGCUCUCAAGCAAAAGGAGAAGAAGAAGGGACUCAGCAAGGAGCAGCGCGAGCAGCUGGCCGCCUACGAGAUGGAGCGGGCCCGCAUCCGAAAGGAGCGGGUCGAAACGCUGUCGAGAAAGCUGCUCGAUCGGGUCAGCGUCUGGACCGAGACGGACAAGGGCACCGACGUCACCAAGGCCUUCCAGGAGAAGAUGCGGCUCGAGGUCGAGAACCUCAAGAUGGAAUCCUUCGGAAUCGAUAUCCUGCACGCCAUCGGACAGACGUACGUCUCCAAGGCCUCGACCUUGCUGCGCAGCCAAAAGUUCCUCGGCAUCGGCGGCUUCUUCAGCCGCAUCAAGGACAAGGGAACGCUCGUCAAGGAAACGUGGAACACCAUCAGCAGCGCCAUCGACGCCCAGCAGACGAUGGAGGACAUGGCCAAGAUGGAGGAGAAGGGCGGCGAGGAGUGGACCGACGAGAAACGGGUCGAGUACGAGCGCCGGGUGACGGGCAAGAUCCUGACGGCCGCAUGGAGGGGCAGCAAGUUUGAGAUUCAAAGCGUCCUGCGCGAGGUCUGCGACUUUGUCCUCAACGACAAGAAAGUCCCGCUCGCAAAGCGGCUGGAACGGGCACAGGCGCUCGUCUUGAUUGGCGAUGUCUUCAGCAAGGCUGCACGGUCCGCUGAAGAAGAAGGCGACUACCUCGUCUUUGAGCAGCUCGUCGCCGAGGCUGCCAUCAAGAAGGACAAGGACAAUGCAAAGCACAAAAAGGACAAGAAGGGCCACCGCCACCAUAGCGCAGACGAGACGGCGGCGGCGGAAGCGCCCAACGUGCCGAAGGCGUAG
Drechmeria coniospora is the source of this 1548-nucleotide messenger RNA. RefSeq names its product DNAJ domain containing protein. The transcript is spliced from 3 exons. The coding region runs from base 1 to 1548 and encodes 515 amino acids. Gene Ontology annotation, biological process: protein import into peroxisome matrix. Lineage: Eukaryota; Fungi; Ascomycota; Sordariomycetes; Hypocreales; Ophiocordycipitaceae. Gene Ontology annotation, cellular component: cytosol. The record is from RefSeq and is a predicted model, not a curated record.